UGGUCAAUUUUCAUUCAGAGAAUCCCCAUAAAUGUAUAUAAUGAACAAUAUGAAAGUUCGCUGACAUCAAGAAAAGGCAUCAGUAUUUUAAGAUUAUGCUUAUAUUUACUGUUUGCAUAAAUAAUUAAAAUAAGAACAAUAACUCGUAUCACGCAGAAAAGAACAUUGGCGCUGCUUUCAAAAUGGUGUCAUUCGCGUGUUCACACUUGUCAAAAAUGUAUAUUGCCUGCAUUAGCCUCUACUAUUAAUUCUCUACACUAGAUUCUGUACUUACUGGUGACACUAAAACACAGACACACGACUAUGUUUCUAUAAAAUAUGAAUUUCUCUGAACUCUUCCACCAAUCUGGACAGUUAUGUCGAUUUUCGCCGGAUGGAAAAUACUUGGCAUCAGCGGUUGACUACAGACUAGUCAUAAGAAACACUGACACUUUACAGAUUGAAAAUGUUUUCUCCUGUAUUGAUUCAAUCAAUUAUAUUGAGUGGUCCAAUGAUUCUGGUUUUAUUCUAUGUGCUAUGUUUAAAAGAUCUGUAGUUCAAGUAUGGUCAGUAGAGCAACCAGAAUGGAUAUGUAAAAUAAAUGAAGGACCAGCAGGUUUAAGUAAAGCUAUAUGGAGUCCUGAUGGAAGACAUAUUCUAACUACAGCAGAUUUCAAUAUAAGAAUAACGGUAUGGUCAUUAUUAUCUAAAUCUGUUUCUUAUAUUCGAUAUCCUAAACAGUGUGAAAAAAGUGUAGCUUUCAGUAAUAAUGGUAAAUUUAUGGCAUUAGCAGAGCGGAGAGAUUGUAGUGAUUUUAUUAGUAUAUUUGCCUGCGAUAACUGGACGUUGUUAAAGAAUUUUGAAUGUGAUACAGACGAUUUAGCUGGUGUAAACUGGUCCCCUAAUGACUGGGUUUUAUGCAUUUGGGAGUCUGAACUAAAGUAUAAAGUAUUGAUAUACCAUCCUGAUGGCACAUGCCUAUCAAAAUAUUCAGCAUAUGAUUGGGCAUUGGGUAUAAAAUCUAUAGCCUGGUCACCUACUUCACAGUUCCUAGUUAUUGGUAGUUAUGAUGAAAAGGUUAGAAUAUUGAAUAAUAGAACAUGGCAAAAAUUGAUAGAGUUUUCACAUCCUGCAACUAUUGAUGAAGAGAAUGUGGCUGUAUAUAAAGAGAUAGAAACAAAAACACCUUCAGCACCUUUAGAUCUAGAUCCGCCCACAGCAUCAUUAUUUAAUGCACAGAGUAGAUAUGAAUGUCAAGUGUUACCUGUUGAAGUACCAGUUGUUAAACCUAAUGUAAAUAAAGCCCAUCCAAAGAUAGGUGUUAGUACCUGUUCCUUUAGUCCAGAUAGUAAAUAUAUGUUCACUAGAAAUGAUAAUAUGCCUUGUGUUUUAUGGAUUUGGGAAAUCAAAAGAUUAUCUCUGUGUGCAGCAUUAAUGCAAGCAGCUCCUAUCAAAUGUGUUAAAUGGGAUCCUGUCAGAACAAGAUUAGCUUUAUGUACUGGUAAUAAUAAAUUAUACAUGUGGUCACCAGAAGGCAGUUUAUCUGUUGAUGUACCAGCAGGUAGAUUUAAUGUACAGUCUAUAAUAUGGCAUCCAAGUGGGGAUUCAUUACUUCUAUUAGAUAAAGAUAUGAUGUGUGUACUUAUUAAUGCAGACAACCGAGAGAGAGAAUCUUAAAGGGAGCAUGUUAUUUGUUCUAAUUUAUAUAUAAGAAUCUAUUAAAAGUGCUUUCGCAAAUAAUUAUAAAAUGUAUCCAUAAUAUGGAAAUUAAUAAAUUUAUUUUUGAUCUA
Messenger RNA from Patella vulgata (common limpet), 1769 nucleotides. RefSeq names its product WD repeat-containing protein WRAP73. The record is from RefSeq and is a predicted model, not a curated record. NCBI's taxonomy places the organism in Eukaryota, Metazoa, Mollusca, Gastropoda, Patellidae. Gene Ontology annotation, biological process: protein localization to mitotic spindle pole body; mitotic sister chromatid segregation; microtubule anchoring at mitotic spindle pole body. The transcript is spliced from 14 exons. Bases 319 to 1656 code for a protein of 445 amino acids. Gene Ontology annotation, molecular function: protein binding. Gene Ontology annotation, cellular component: microtubule organizing center; MWP complex; mitotic spindle.